ACUGCGUCCAGGUUACGUUUUUCCUGCUUCGCAGCUGGCCCUGCGAUGCGUUCAGGCUCAUUCACACAGCCGGAGAGUCACCUGCUGUGCCGUCGCCGAGGACACCAAAGGGAUGGACCGACUGAGAAACAGGUCAAAUGUUGCCGGAAAAGCAGUUCCUGUGCGCCAUCUGUCAGCAGGUGUUCACCGACCCGGUCACCACGCCCUGCGGACACAACUUCUGCCGGGCCUGCAUCCGGAGCGCGUGGGACGCCAGCGAGGUCUGCCGGUGUCCCGCCUGCAACGCGCCCUUCGCCUCGCGGCCCGAAAUGGCCGUCAACGCGGCCUUCAAGGAGCUGGCGGACGCCUUCAGGCUGCUGGCGGCCCGUCCGGCGGCUCCCCCGCCGCGCUCGGCCGGACCCGGCGAGGUGGCGUGCGACGUCUGCGCCGCGACCUCCCUGCGGGUGAAGGCCCUGCAGUCCUGCCUGGUGUGCCUGACCUCGUACUGCGAAGCCCACCUGGAGCCCCACCGGAGAGUCGCCACCUUGAACCAGCACAAGCUGAUGGAGCCCGUGAGCGACCUGCAGGACAGGAUGUGCAAGAAGCACCAGAGGCUGCUGGAGAUGUUCUGCAGGGACGAGCAGAGGUGCGUGUGCCAGUUCUGCACCGAAACGGCGCACAAAGGUCACCGGGCCGUCACGGUGGAGGACGAGAGCGGGCAGAGGAAGAUGCAAAUGAAGAAGACCGUGGCGGACUUUCAGCAGAUGAUCCAGGAACGAGUGAAAAAAGUGGAGGAGAUCAAAAGCUGUCUGAAGCUCAGCAACACGGGUGCAGAGAAGGAGACGAAGGAGAGUGACCGCCUCUUCGCGUCUCUGAUUCGCUCGGUCGAGGAGAGACGAGCCGCAGCCAACGUGGAGAUCGAGGAGAAGCAGAGGGCCGCAGAGAGGAGGGCGGAGGAGCUCGUCCGCCAGCUGCUGCAGGAAAUCACAGAGCUGAAGAGGAGAUGCGCUGAGCUGGAGGAAUUGGGAGACACGGAGGACCACCUGAGCGUCUUGCAGAAGUCUCCUCCUCUCAUGUCAGCCCCUCCCACAAGAGAGUGGACGGAGAUCGCCGUGAACCCUGAACUCUGCGUGGGGACGCUGCGGGCGGCGCUGUCCAAACUGGACACGAGCCUGAAGAACGAACUGGACGGCCUGAAGACGGAAGAGAUGAAGAAGAUGCAGAAAUAUGCAGUCGACGUGGUCUUGGACCCGCACACGGCCCAUCCCAACAUCGUCCUGUCAGCCGACGGAAAGCAGGCGGGCCGCGGCGAGCUGCUGCACGUCGUCCCCGACAACCCCCAACGCUUCGACCCCGUCAUCUGCGUUCUGGCCAAGAGGGGCUUCACGUCCGGGAGGUUCUACUUCCAGGUUGCCGUGGGGACGAAGACCUUCUGGGACCUGGGCGUGGUCAAGGACUCGGUCAACAGGAAGGGGAUGAUCACCUCCAAACCGGAGAACGGCUACUGGACGGUGCGGCUGAGGGGCGGGGAGGAGUACCGCGCCUUGGACUCCCCGUCGGUCCUUCUGACCCUCGAGGCCAAGCCCCGGGUGGUGGGGGUGUUUACGGAUUUGGAGGAGGGCACCGUGUCGUUCUUCGACGUGGAGGCCAGGUCUCACGUCUACACCUUCAGCGGGUGCAUGUUCUCGGAGAGGAUCUUCCCCUUCUUCAGCCCGGGGGUCUUCGACGACGGGAAAAAUACGGCCCCAUUGGUUAUCUCAGAUGUUAGUCCUCUGUAAAGCACCCACGAGACGGAGACUUUAGGAUGAGCUGGACUGACGCAGUUUUUGAUGAGUAAGAUCUGGUCGUACAGUUCACUGAGAUCAAAAUCCCCCACAGCCCCAAUAAAAGGCAUCACAGCCUUGAAAGGUUCAACCUCGGCGUUUUAGGUUUCUAAGGAAAUGUGCUUUUCAUUUGGAAAAAGAUUCAGAUUUGGCACCAAUUGGGAUUAUGGGUCACAAUAAAACACUUGAACCACCUGAACCCCACUGAGACCUUUGAAAAAUACAAAAUAAUACAAUGAAACUGUGACAGUUACAACACACUACGUUAGCAUUACUUAGAGAACGUCGUAUUUAUGAUCAGAGCUUACAAAGGUAACGAGAAAAAGUUCUAGCAUGUUUCACUCACUGGUGAUUUGUUUGUGAAAUAAAGAAACUCAUUUUACUCUGAA
Messenger RNA from Gasterosteus aculeatus aculeatus (three-spined stickleback), 2191 nucleotides. Its product is annotated as E3 ubiquitin-protein ligase TRIM39. The record is from RefSeq and is a predicted model, not a curated record. Gene Ontology annotation, molecular function: protein binding; zinc ion binding. NCBI's taxonomy places the organism in Eukaryota, Metazoa, Chordata, Actinopteri, Perciformes, Gasterosteidae.